Molecule: messenger RNA, 1600 nt
Organism: Plasmopara halstedii
Lineage: Eukaryota; Oomycota; Peronosporomycetes; Peronosporales; Peronosporaceae
Exons: 1
Coding region: 755-940 (61 amino acids)
Source: RefSeq, a predicted model, not a curated record
AUACCGAAAGCGCUUUUUACUAAAGUAUAGUCCUUAUGUGUCAAACAAGCUGUCGCUUCUUUAUUGUACCGUUUUAAAUGAUGCUCGAUAUAUUCAAUAGUGUACGUGAUGUCAUCAUGACGUCUCGGUUCGCAACCUUGUGGUUUUGACAUCAAUUCUUGUAUCAUCAAACCGUCACGAUGUGCGAUUUUUUAAGGCAGCAUGGGUUAGUACUAAGCUUGCAGUUGUGAAGAAGAGCAGUUGAGCUGUUGUUCAUGAUCUGCGUGCACAAACCGAAGCCCACUUUUCUGUCUAGGCAAUAAACAUCAACGCACCGAACUUGUCAGUAGUGAAUUAGUUUUGGCGUUAUAACGUUCCACACAUCCCAUCACUUGCCAAAUUUACGUACUUUUGCUACCAUCCAUGUAAAUGGUGGUUAUACCGGGCUCAGAUGUGAUGUACAGCACCAUGCUCUGCACUUUUAACUUUCGUCAUCGAUCACGUGAGGAAGAGAACCUAACCUUGUAAGCAGUUGCUCAAUCUAAUACACUUGAGGUUAAGGACACACACCACUCGAUUUUGCAAAAUUUCUCGCGACUCGCUCCAAGUUAUCGAUCCCUGCUUCGGUCGCUUGCAUUUGUUUUGCGUUUCGAUCGUGUGAGUGCCCGAUCACAAUCACCAGCUUCCUACAUUUACGAUAUAAAGCACUGGAUUGAUAAAUAAUCUGACAACUGCACACCCUAGUGUUGCAGUUGUCUUCAGCGUAUGCGUUUGUAUGGGUCGUGCCAACCGCAACUGCUUCAAUUUUCCAUCAGAGCGCUCGAAUAGCACUUUCAACAUUCCAAUGUACUUCUUUGCUGAUGAUUUCGGAGGUAAUCUUUGCAAUAAUAUGUUGACACAGCCAUGCACGGAGAUGUCCAGUGCUCAGAACAGUAUUGAUUACUCUUGCGCUGACUUUUAGACACCUUCAUCCGACAUCUUGACGAGCGAUCCUCGCUAGGUUUAUUCUAUUGUGCUAUAUUUAAGUGGGAGACUGAAAAUUGUUUGAGUGUUCCUGCACCUGGUAUUCACUUGUGCGGUGAUUUUCAGUGACUUUAUGUGCUUCAACAUGGCGUUACACAGACACCUUGUUCGUUAUUUGCCUUCUUUGACAGAUUCGUCAAAGUAGUCGAUAACAGAUCUCACGAAAUUUCCCCUCACGACGUCACAACCUUGCCUUGCACUGCGAGAUACUGGACGCAUUUUUAAUAAAUAUAAUGAAUGAACAUUCACUGAAGCAAAAUACCAAACAUUCGUCCAGCCUAUAAAAUGCAGUGUAUCUUACAUACGAUCAAUUGACUUAAUUGUUUCUGAUCGCAGGGACAGCUUUUCAUAAGCUACAUAUCAGCAACAAAGCAUCAAUCUACCAUCUUAACACAUUUUCUCUAUCGAAAUUCCAUCCCGAGAUCUUAAACACCUGCGAUGGGUUCAGCAAUGGCUGCUGUAAGGCGAUGCACCUCCAUUUCAACGACAUAACUUUUUAGGGGAUGUUUUCUCCUUAACGUGCAGCGCAAUGAUCCGGUCGACCGUCUGGAUCUCAAGUGGUCGAAAAAACUCAUUUAUUAGCUAAUGAAGUCACGUA